Molecule: messenger RNA, 1107 nt
Organism: Asterias rubens (European starfish)
Lineage: Eukaryota; Metazoa; Echinodermata; Asteroidea; Forcipulatida; Asteriidae
Product: tetraspanin-33-like
Exons: 7
Coding region: 157-1020 (287 amino acids)
Biological process (GO): protein localization to plasma membrane; regulation of vascular endothelial growth factor signaling pathway; protein maturation
Cellular component (GO): membrane
Source: RefSeq, a predicted model, not a curated record
CACGUAAGUCCAUCUCUCGGCGCAAAACACAAUGGAAAAGUGAUUCACGUCGGAAUGUGUGUGGCUUGUGUGUUUUGGACAUUGGGUGGAGUCCUCUGCUAGCGCUAACUGACAUUAUUCGUCUUUCUGCGUUUUGGAAGAAGUUUUUUCUCCAAAAUGGCUGAUCAUUAUGGAAGAGAUUUGAACAAAAGCCACAUCAAUCCAUGCAUUAAGUACACACUGUUUGUUCUCAACUUUUUAUUAUGGCUAUUUUCUAUUUGCCUGAUCAUCAUCGGCGUCUGGGCAUUGAUUGAGAGACAGAAUACAAUCAACAUCACUUCCUACCUAGAUGUCUUCACUGAACCUUCUAUUGUACUCAUCGUGGUCGGUAGUGUCUCAUUCAUUCUGGGAUUCACAGGAUUCCUCGGAGCACUCAGAGAGAACUGCUGCCUUCUUAUGUUUUUUUACCUGUUUAUGCUGCUUAUCUUCAUUCUGGAGGUAGUCGCCGGAAUCCUAGCCUUUGUAUACAGUGACCAGUUUAAGAGUACAGUGGAGGAAAUAGUGGAUAGAUCCAUUGUGCAAUACAGAGUAGAUGGAGACCUCACAAACCUGAUUGAUUUCACUCAAAGAGAGUUAGGUUGUUGCGGUGGCGAUAAUACAUAUAGGGAUUGGAGUCAGAAUCGCUACUUCAACUGCUCUGAUACUAACCCUAGCAGUGAGAAAUGUGGGGUGCCUUACUCCUGCUGUCGUCCACAAGUUUCUUCAGCAGGAGAGGACCCUGAUAUUAUCAACACACAGUGUGGAUUCAAUGUUCAGAACCAGCCACAAACAAAUUUAACCACAAUCUACGUGGUUGGAUGCGUGGACCACUUCCUGAACUAUGUGAAUCAAAAGGCUUAUAUUGUUGGCUUGACUGUGUUUGGAGUUGCUGCUGUUCAGCUGUUGGUCAUGUUCCUGGCUUUCUUACUUUGCAGACAAAUUGAGCUUGAGUGCAGUCGCUAUCAUGAGUGCAAGAAACGUGGCGUGAACAAUUUCGCUUAAAGGGCUGGGUACUUUUGGUAACACAAAACACAAUGUCCACAGAUUUACAUUAAACUUAAACAGUUAGAAGAUAAUGAUAGUAGAAAG